AUGAAUCAACCUAAGGGUGCUGGCCGCGCAGGCGGCACCAUUCUUCAGGCUUUCCUAUUCCUCUUCACCAUUACCAAUUUCUUUACACUUAUCCUCAACGCGGCUACUGCUGGCCUGUACUGGGACAAACAAUGGGGAUAUAUCAAAGCGCUGCUCGUACAGGGAGUCUAUGACGAAGAUUACCUUUCCACAGCUGGCUCCCCCGAUGUUUUUUAUACCGAUGUCACCAGCCUCGAGCCAGGCAAAUUCAUGAAGGACUCAGUACGACCAUACCUGCUCCUCGCUGUUGUCGCUGGUAUCACAUGGGUCAUUGCCUCCAUCGCCCUUCUUUUCCUCUUUACCAAAAUUCGACACUUCAAUCACCGCGUUGCUCGCUACGUUUUCCGGGUUAUAGGCGUGGCGACCUUCGUAUUCUUGGUCAUCUUCUACCUCACCUGGGCCCAUACUUACAACUUUGACUUCCCCUUCACGCUUGACUGGCCCCUAGGCAAGGCAGCAGUGAUUAUGGCACACAUCAACCUGCUGCUCGGCAUCUUCGUCACUUUGCUGGCUGCGGUCCUGGACACGCCAAAGGACUGGGCGGAUCAUGCACCUACUGGCCCCAAUAGUCGCCGAACUAGCCAGGUAUAA
Fusarium oxysporum Fo47 is the source of this 630-nucleotide messenger RNA. RefSeq names its product DUF2975 domain-containing protein. Lineage: Eukaryota; Fungi; Ascomycota; Sordariomycetes; Hypocreales; Nectriaceae. The coding region runs from base 1 to 630 and encodes 209 amino acids. The record is from RefSeq and is a predicted model, not a curated record. The transcript is spliced from 2 exons.